Messenger RNA from Paraglomus occultum, 2002 nucleotides. Lineage: Eukaryota; Fungi; Glomeromycota; Glomeromycetes; Paraglomerales; Paraglomeraceae. The record is from the annotation of a GenBank genome assembly.
AUUAUAAAUCACGUGUACGCACAUCAUUUCAUCACGUACCAACAUUCUUUCCAACGCGUCGUCGCAUCACGUCUUUCCUGUCCGCGUUUGCAAACAUGUCAAUCGUCACUGUCCACAUAGAUAUUGAUCACAACGCAGAACUCGAGAUAAUAAAGGAUUUCCUACUCAACUUCAAGACAAGCCCUCCCAGGGAAGAUGCUAUGGACAUCGAUGGCGAAGAUGUAGUUGAUAAUGAGGGAACACAUAAAUACAGAAUACAACUGCAACAAAUAGCGGACAGAAGGCAAAAAUCGCUGUACAUUGAGCUUGAGGAUAUAGCCACGAGAUAUGUCGACCUAUUUUGUCGCGCGAUAGAUGCAAUAAUGCCUUCAUCGACUGUAGAAUUGAGUGUAGAAGAUGAAGAUAUGGACUGGAGAAUCCAUGAUCUAACGGAGAAGGCUAAAGCAAGCGACCAGAGCAUGGGACCUGCAUUUCCACCUUCGUUGCUAAGGAGAUACCAUAUUUACCUAAUCCCGCCAUCUCAAUCACCCACAUACGCAAUCCGCCAAAUGAGGGGUGACCGUUUAGGCCAAUUGGUAAUAGUCCGCGGCAUGAUUACCCGAGUCACGAAUGUUAACCCAUUUGUGCAAGUAAAUACAUAUUUAUGCGAUCUCUGUGGCGAGGAGACAUUCCAGGAAAUAACCAAGAGGUCAUUUAUGCCAUUGGCACAAUGCACAUCAGAACGAUGCGCAAAAAAUAGCGUUGCCGGGAACUUGCACAUGAAUGUUAGAGGGAGUAAGUUUGUACCUUUUCAAGAGGUUAAGAUGCAGGAAUUGGAAUUGCUGGUUAGACCAAUUCUCCCAUCCAAUGGAUUCGUUCUUCCACAUGGAAACUUUCUUAUUCUUAGAUCAAUAUUUUUAUUCUUCCUACAGACAGAUCAAGUUCCUGUAGGUCAUAUUCCUCGUUCAAUGACUCUUCACCUUUAUGGACCCAUCACCCGCUCACUCAACCCAGGGGAUAUUGUCGAUGUGGCUGGCAUUUUCCUUCCUAUUCCAUAUACAGGCUUUAAAGCUUUGCGUGCUGGUCUUCUAACUGAUGUAUAUCUUGAGGUACACAACGUGACUCAACUCAAACAACAAUAUGAUAAAAUGGAAACCACGCCCGAGAUGUAUUCUCUUAUUACAAACUUGUCUCAAGACCCAGAGGUCUAUACGAAAUUGGCUAAAAGUAUAGCACCUGAGAUCUACGGUCAUGAAGACGUGAAAAAGGCAUUAUUACUACAGUUGAUCGGAGGCGUAACCAAGCAGAUGGGGGAUGGAAUGAAGAUUAGAGGGGAUCUGAAUAUUUGCCUGAUGGGAGACCCUGGAGUCGCCAAGUCGCAGUUGUUGAAAUAUAUAUCCAAAGCUGCUCCGCGAGGAGUUUAUACUACUGGAAGAGGAAGUUCUGGAGUGGGUUUAACCGCGUCUGUUUCUAGAGAUCCAGUGACUAGUGAGAUGAUUUUAGAGGGUGGUGCAUUGGUUCUAGCUGAUAAUGGCAUAUGUUGCAUUGAUGAAUUUGACAAGAUGGACGACACUGAUCGCACAGCUAUUCACGAAGUAAUGGAACAACAGACUAUAAGCAUUUCGAAAGCUGGUAUUACAACGACUCUGCAUGCGCGGACGUCCAUUCUCGCAGCAGCCAAUCCUCUGUAUGGGAGAUACAAUCCUAAAGUAUCCCCAGUGCACAAUAUCAACCUCCCGGCAGCAUUACUGUCUAGAUUUGAUAUUUUGUUUCUAAUUUUGGAUACACCCACACCAGAAGAUGAUACACGGUUGGCGCAACAUAUUACUCACGUACAUAUGCACGAGAAACAUCCGAAUAUGGAUUUUGAGUCAUUGGAUACCUUGACGAUAAGGCAUUACAUUUCUGAAGCACGCAAGAAGCGCCCGGUGGUUCCGGAAGAUAUCACAUCUUAUGUCGUUAAUGCAUAUGUCAACUUGCGACAAAAGCAGAAACAAGAUGAAUUACGUCAGAAAGAAUGUUG